AGGAUGGAGUUCAGUCCACUCCCUGUGAUGCUCUUGCUGACUUCACUGAUACCACUGACACAUGCUCAAGGGAGUUCUAAAGCGGUGGUGUCCAUAAAGCCUGAUACACAUGUGUACACUUGUGAGAGAGUUAUUCUCAGAUGUGACCUACAGAGAGGAGGAGGAGACUCUGGGUGGAUAUACAGCUGGUAUAAGAAUAAUGACAGGCUCUAUGUGAAUAGAGAUAGAUUCAGUGCAGACAGCACAAUGCAGGAGGUCACUAUCAGUUGUGUUAUAAAAUCUGACCGUGGUGACUACACCUGCAGAGGACAGAGACAUGACUCUCAGAGCUCAGAGAUCAGUGAUGCUGUUACACUGGCUGUAUCAGAGACACCACAGCCAGUACUGAAAGUAUCUCCACAGACAUGGCUGACUGAAGGAGACUCAGUGACUCUAAGCUGUGAGGUUACAGACUCCUAUACAGACUGGACAUUCAGCUGGUACAGAGAUGUUCCAUACAGUGACAAUAAUGGCCAUUUCAUAUAUAGAGCGGUGCUCCUCUCAGACAGCAGCAGAGGAUCUGGAGGCAACUACACUCUCAGUCCUGCUGCUCUUAACCACACAGGAGUUUAUGUGUGCAGAGGAGAGAGAGAAGAACGAGCCUUUCACACAUAUUACAGCAAUCUACAGCCACUAUGGAUCACUGGUGAAUCUCCUCCAGUCUCUCUGAUCAUCAAUCCCAGCAGAACUCAACACUUUACUAAUGACUCUCUCUCACUGAGCUGUGAGGACCAGAGUAACUCUACUGGAUGGACAGUGAGACAAUACACACACAAAUGGGGAUUGUCAAUUUGUUCACAAUCGGGAUCAGUUACAGCAUCUACAUGUAAAAUCAGCUCACUCUCCACAUCCCACACUGGAGUUUACUGGUGUGAGUCUCAAUCUGAAGAAAACAGUAAUCCUGUCAACAUCACAGUGUAUGCGCCAGGCCCAUCACGUGUAGAAGCUCCAUCCUCAGUGCUCAUGCUGAUCAGUAGUGUAGUGACGGCCGCUCCAUAUUUGCUGGUGACCAUCAUUCUGCUGGUCAAAUGUUACAGAGCUCGAGCUCACACUGAAGACAGAAUCAAGAAUGCAGUCAUAGAGGAGUGAGCAAAGUUCAUCUAAGAGAAUGCACUGGUGGAUGCUUUGGUGUUUUCUUUAAGGUUAUGUUGGGAUUUUAAAAUAAUAUUGACUUGUUCUAAUGUAGCACAAUAUCUUACAGCCAGCCUUUUUGUUUUGACUGGAUUCAUUUAGCUAAAGCUUGUGAAUGUUGCUACUGCAAAGUACUGAGUAAUCUGAGCAAGUAAAAUAGUCUUAAAAAAAUAAAAAUAAAGAAAAAAAGAUUUUGGGCAAGCUAAUGCUUUUGAUUUAGUAUGUGAGGAUUGAGCUGUGCUUCAGCUGAAAACCUGCAAAAAGCCUAAAUGUGUCUGCUGUUGGAAUGAAUUGAAUCCCAAUAUGGGGACCUGCACAUUAAAAACUCAAAACAUUUCAUGUAACAUUUCUGAUAAAAAGCUUGGUGUGCACUGUUGAGAGCAGCCUUGAGAUGUGUUUUUAUAUUUGUUUAACUUUAAUUGUAGUUAUGUGAGAUUUGUGGACGUAAUGAUUCGAUAAAUUAAAUUCAUCAUUAUCAAUUCACAGAAUUAUGUAACCUGGUUGCAAUGUUGUAUCAUAUGAAGUACAAGUAAUACACUGGGAAAACUCUGAAUAACUACUCUUGCACCUUUUUAAAUAUUAGCAUUUUCACCAUUUUGUAUUUUUAUAUAAAAUAUGCAUUUAUAUUGAUUUUUUUAA
Messenger RNA from Pangasianodon hypophthalmus (striped catfish), 1809 nucleotides. RefSeq names its product carcinoembryonic antigen-related cell adhesion molecule 5. Gene Ontology annotation, biological process: cell surface receptor signaling pathway. NCBI's taxonomy places the organism in Eukaryota, Metazoa, Chordata, Actinopteri, Siluriformes, Pangasiidae. The transcript has 7 exons. Gene Ontology annotation, molecular function: transmembrane signaling receptor activity. The coding region runs from base 4 to 1128 and encodes 374 amino acids. The record is from RefSeq and is a predicted model, not a curated record.